Molecule: messenger RNA, 948 nt
Organism: Hibiscus syriacus
Lineage: Eukaryota; Viridiplantae; Streptophyta; Magnoliopsida; Malvales; Malvaceae
Product: xanthotoxin 5-hydroxylase CYP82C2-like
Exons: 4
Coding region: 1-948 (315 amino acids)
Biological process (GO): defense response to other organism
Molecular function (GO): heme binding; iron ion binding; oxidoreductase activity, acting on paired donors, with incorporation or reduction of molecular oxygen
Source: RefSeq, a predicted model, not a curated record
AUGGCCUUCGCCAGUCUUCCGAGAACUUUAGCGGCGGAGCUUUUGGGUUUCAACUUCGCCAUGUUUGGGUUCAGCCCUUACGGCCCUUACUGGCGUCACAUUCGCAAGAUAGCGACGCUCGAGUUACUGUCGAACAGCCGAUUGGAGAAGCUCAAACACGUACGAGAAUCGGAAGCCAAGGAAUCAAUCAAUCGACUUUACGUGUUAGUAAUCAACGGUGGUUCGAAACCGGUGGUCGUGGAGAUGAAGAGAUGGUUCUGGAUUAUUAACAUAAACACGGUUUUGAAGAUUGUUAUCUGGAAGAGAUACUCGGAGGUUGAAAAUUCACAUGGGGAAGAGGAGAACGAGGAGCGUAGGAAAGCGGUGAGGGAUUUCUUCGGAUUGGGGGGGGGACGUUCACAGUGGCGGACUCGCUGCCGUUCUUGCGGUGGUUGGAUUUGGAAAUUCAGGCAAACCGGCGGCGAACAUGAUGACUUCAUGGAUAUAAUGUUGUCGUUUCUUGAAGAUGCCGGAAAACUCCCUUCUUACGACGCUGAUACAAUCAACAAAGCUACCUGUCAGCCACCAGUCUUGGCUCAUCACUUGGAGAAUGUUGUGGAGCCCGUUCACAUUGACUGUGCAGAAAAGGAAAGUGACAUAAAAUUCGAAGAUGAUCACAUGAGUUUGUUUCGACCUGAAAGGUUUCUUACGACGCAUAAGCAUAUCAAUGUCAGGGGACAAAACUUUGAGUUUAUUCCAUUCGGUAGCGGUCGAAAAGUUUGCCCUGGAAUAUCAUCUGCGCUUCAAAUUUUAAAUCUCAACCUUGCUGUUCUGCUGCAAUCGUUUGAAAUUACGACGCCGGAUGAUGAGCCGGUUGACAUCCGUGAGGGUGCCGGUUUGACAAAUCUCAAAGCUGCGCCACUUAAUGUUGUUUUCACACCUCGUCUUCCUCCUCAUCUCUAUGAAUAA